AAACGAAUGGUCCUUCGAUCAAAUUUCAUUUCGCCACUGAUACCAUCCUCUUCUCUAGGGUUUUCCCUCUCUUUUGACAUACCAUCUUCAUUCAGGUUUUACAGCUCAGUCGAGCGAUUCUCCCAAAUUUAGGGUUUCUUACAGGGAAAGAGAACCACGAGAAUUGGAAUAGGAUGUACAAGGAGUUUUAAUUGCUCGAACUAAAAUAUUAUUCAAUACUGGUUGCAGUUUGUGAUAGUGUUACAAGUUAUAAGGAGAUGGAACAAGUUGAUGAUGAUUCACAUGGUGUUGGUGAAAGCCAGGGCAAGCAAGAUGAUGAGGUAUCUCGUCGUGAAGAAUUAAAGAAGUCCUUAGAAGCAAAACUAGCUCUUCGUCAGAGUAAUUUAAAUCCCGAAAGGCCUGACUCUAGUGCUCUGCGAACAUUGGACUCCAGCAUUAAGCGUAAUACAGCAGUCAUUAAAAAGCUUAAGCAGAUUAAUGAAGAGCAGCGUGAAAGUUUGAUGGAUGAAUUAAGAAGUGUCAACUUAAGUAAGUUUGUUAGUGAAGCAGUGGCUGCAAUUUGUGAUGCCAAGUUAAAAAGUUCAGACAUACAGGCUGCAGUUCAGGUCUGUUCGCUGCUUCAUCAAAGAUACAAAGAUUUUUCUCCAACAUUGGUCCAAGGCCUCAUGAAAACCUUCUUUCCUGGGAAAUCCGUAGAGGAUGUAGAUGCAGACCGGAACUUGAAGGCCAUGAAGAAGCGCAGCGCUUUAAAACUUCUGCUGGAACUGUUCUUUGAUGGUGUUAUAGAAGAUACUGGCAUUUUUAUUACCAUCAUUAAGGAUCUUGCCAGCUUAGAGCACCUCAAAGAUAGAGAUGCAGCUCAUACAAAUUUGUCUCUUCUUGCUAGUUUUGCUCGACAAGCAAGGUACUUCAUAGGUCUUCCGCAUCCUGGUGAAGAACUUGUUGAAGAGUUUUUUAAGGGGCUUAAUAUCACUGCUGACCAGAAGAAGGUCUUCAAAAAGGCAUUUCAUACGUAUCAUGAUGCCGCAGUUGAAUUACUUCGAUCUGAACACUCUUCCCUCCGUCAAUUGGAGCACGAGAAUGCAAAGAUUUUAAAUGCCAAAGGUGAGCUCAGUGAGGAAAAUGCUUCUUCAUAUGAAAAACUACGGAAGUCUUAUGACCAGCUGUAUCGAGGCAUCUCUGCUUUAGCAGAAGCCCUCGAUAUGCAACCACCUGUGAUGCCAGAGGAUGGUCACACAAGGCUCACGACAGGUGAUGAUAUAUCAUCUCCUGGUACUGGAAAAGAGGCUUCUGUUGCUGAAGCACUGUGGGAUGAUGAAGAUACUAAAAGCUUUUAUGAGGGUUUACCUGAUUUGAGGGCAUUUGUCCCUGCUGUAUUAUUGGGAGAAGCGGAGCAGAAAGUGAGUGAUCAAUCAUCAAAAGCACAAGAUCAACAAACAGAUUCAGCACCUGAGCCCGACCAAGGUCACGUGGCUUCUCAUGACACUGGAGAGACUUCUGUGGAUGCUGGGGUUUUACCGGAGCGCAAAAAUGAGAAAAGGAAGGAUGAGGAUGAACAAGAUAAAGGAAGUAUGAAGGAGUCAGACAAAGAUAAAGGGAAAGAGAAAGAGAAAGAUGGCGAAACAAAAGGUGAAAUUGAGAAGGAGAAGCUUCGAGGUCCUGAAGGAACCAACUUGGAUGGUUUAUUGCAGAGGCUUCCUGGCUGUGUGAGCCGCGACUUAAUUGAUCAGUUGACUGUGGAGUUUUGUUAUCUAAAUUCAAAAUCUUCCCGCAAAAAGCUUGUUCGGGCUCUUUUUAAUGUCCCUAGGACAUCUCUGGAACUGCUACCGUACUAUUCACGCAUGGUUGCCACACUAUCAACUUGUAUGAAGGAUGUGCCUUCUAUGCUGUUGCAGUUGUUAGAGGAAGAGUUCAACUUCCUGAUCAAUAAGAAGGAUCAAAUGAAUAUCGAGACUAAGAUCAGGAAUAUUCGAUUUAUUGGAGAGCUCUGCAAAUUCAAGAUUGCACCAGCUGGCCUUAUUUUCAGUUGUCUAAAGGCAUGUUUGGAUGACUUUACUCAUCAUAACAUAGAUGUUGCUUGCAAUCUUCUGGAGACAUGUGGCAGAUAUCUCUACCGGUACCCUGACACUAAUGUACGCAUGGCAAACAUGUUAGAGAUCCUGAUGCGCCUAAAAAAUGUCAAGAAUUUGGAUCCUCGGCACAGUACUCUUGUCGAGAAUGCUUAUUACUUGUGCAAACCACCUGAACGAUCUGCACGAGUCUCUAAAGUUCGUCCUCCCUUGCAUCAGUAUAUCAGAAAGCUACUUUUCUCAGACCUUGAUAAGUCUUCAAUUGAGCACGUGUUGAGACAACUUCGUAAGCUACCAUGGAGUGAAUGCGAACCCUAUCUGUUAAAGUGCUUUUUGAAGGUUCACAAAGGAAAGUAUGGUCAAAUUCACUUGAUUGCUUCACUGACUGCUGGAUUGAGUCGCUACCAUGAUGAGUUUGCCGUUGCUGUAGUUGACGAGGUUUUGGAGGAAAUCCGGCUAGGACUGGAGUUAAACGAAUAUGGAAUGCAGCAACGUCGAAUCGCUCAUAUGCGGUUCUUAGGCGAGCUGUACAAUUAUGAAUAUGUGGAUUCCUCGGUUGUUUUUGAUACAUUAUAUCUGAUUCUCGUUUUUGGUCAUGGGACAGAAGAGCAAGAUGUGCUUGAUCCACCAGAAGACUGCUUUCGCAUUAGGAUGAUCAUCACACUUCUUGAGACUUGUGGGCACUACUUUGGUCGAGGCUCAUCAAAGAGGAAACUGGAUCGGUUUUUGAUUCAUUUCCAACGAUACAUACUAAGCAAAGGUGCAUUGCCUCUAGAUAUUGAAUUUGACCUGCAGGACUUAUUUGCUGAUCUACGCCCCAACAUGACUCGUUACUCAACCAUUGAAGAAGUUGAUGCUGCUCUAGUUCAGCUUGAGGAGCAUGAACACACGGUUUUAACUGACAAAGCCAAUGGCGAGAAGCAUGUCGAGCAGGAAAAACCUACUACCAUAUCGGCAUCUGGAAGCUCCUCGGUGAAUCGUCAGGCUCUUGCAAAUGGUAUCGAAGAAAAUGGUGGGACCCAUGAAGAAGGUAAUGGUGAAUCCGACAGUGCAUCACAGGGUAGCACAAUGGAUCCAGACGGGAAUGAUGAUGAGGAAGAGCUUGAUGAUGACGCUUGUGACAGCGAUGAUGAUUAUGCUGAAAGGGAUGGUCCAGUUUCUGACGAGGAUGACGAAAUCCAUGUUAGGCAGAAAGUGAUGCUAGUGGACCCUGAGGAAGAAGCCGAAUUCGACCGAGAAUUUAGGGCUCUAAUGCAGGAAAGCUUAGAUUCACGGAAGCUGGAGUUGCGAGCGCGGCCAACACUAAACAUGAUGAUUCCAAUGAACAUCUUCGAGGGGUCAACAAGGGGGGAUCAUCACGGAAGGGUGAGCGAAGGAGAAAGUGGCGAUGAGGCAAUAGAUUAUGAAUCUGGAGGACGCAAAGAAGUCCAGGUCAAAGUUCUCGUAAAACGAGGGAGCAAACAGCAAACGAAACAGAUGCUGAUACCGAGCGACUGCUCUCUGGUGCAGAGCACGAAACAGAAGGAAGCAGCAGAAUUGGAAGAGAAACAAGACAUAAAACGGCUGGUGUUGGAAUACAACGAUCGAGAAGAGGAGGAGCUUAACGCAAUGGGAAAUCUUCCGGUUGGCUGGAGUCAAAGUGGUGGCGGCAGAGUCGUCUACCGAGGCCACUCAUGGGAAGGGCAUGGCGGCAGGUCUGGGUCCCGCCAUCGGUAUCCACAUCAUACUGGUGGCGGAUACUAUUAUAGCCGAAGAAAGUGAGUAUUAAUUUUUCAGCCAAUUUCAAUCAACAGGAUCCCCAAGUUAACUAAAUCGAGCUACCGAUGGGCUGGAAAAGCAUGCGUUUGGGGUUAUAGGCGAAAGUUGCAGUUUUAUGUGUAUAUUUUGUGGAUAUAUGACACACCUAUUAUGUAGGUAGUGAGCGAAUGAAGAAAGCAUAUGAUCGUAUCGUGGUUUGGUUUUAGUAGAUAAGGUCCACUGGGUCGAUUUCGUUUGGCUUUUUGUGUUUGUAUUAUCGUCGCCAACGAUCUUAGUGAAAUGUUCCUGAAUUAGACUUUGCUCGUAAGUUUUCGUAUUGUGGCCUGUGAGUGCCAAAGAUC
Messenger RNA from Cynara cardunculus var. scolymus (artichoke), 4168 nucleotides. Its product is annotated as regulator of nonsense transcripts UPF2. Bases 258 to 3830 code for a protein of 1190 amino acids. Gene Ontology annotation, molecular function: protein binding; RNA binding. Lineage: Eukaryota; Viridiplantae; Streptophyta; Magnoliopsida; Asterales; Asteraceae. Gene Ontology annotation, biological process: nuclear-transcribed mRNA catabolic process, nonsense-mediated decay. Gene Ontology annotation, cellular component: exon-exon junction complex; cytoplasm. The record is from RefSeq and is a predicted model, not a curated record. The transcript has 19 exons.